Molecule: messenger RNA, 1644 nt
Organism: Chroicocephalus ridibundus (black-headed gull)
Lineage: Eukaryota; Metazoa; Chordata; Aves; Charadriiformes; Laridae
Product: ovalbumin-related protein Y-like
Exons: 8
Coding region: 78-1244 (388 amino acids)
Biological process (GO): negative regulation of endopeptidase activity
Molecular function (GO): serine-type endopeptidase inhibitor activity
Source: RefSeq, a predicted model, not a curated record
CUCUUGCCUGUUUGCUGGAAAAGAAAGUCUGGCUUCAUCUUCUGUUCACCCUCCCAUCAAAGAACACUGAUUUCACAAUGGGCUCCAUCACUGCAGCAAAUGCAGAAUUUUCUUUUGAUGUAUUCAAAGAGCUGAAAGUCCACCAUGCCAACGAGAACAUCUUCUAUUCCCCCCUGAGCAUCAUUUCAGCCUUGGCCAUGGUCUAUCUGGGAGCAAGAGGGAACACUCAAUCUCAGAUGGAGAAGGUUCUUCGCUUUGAUAACGUUACAGGAGUUGGACCCACUACUGACUCCCAGUGUGGCACUUCUGAAUACCUCCACAAUUCAUUCAAGGACCUUCUCUCAGACAUCACCAUGCCAAAUGCAACUUACUCACUCAAGAUGGCUGACAGACUCUAUAUUGAAAAAACAUACCCCAUUCUUCCGGAAUACUUAAAGUGUGCAAAGAAAUUCUACAAAGCAGAGCUGGAAGAAGUUAACUUCAAAACAGCUACAGAGGAAGCAAGACAGCUCAUUAAUUCCUGGGUGGAGAAAGAAACAAAUGGACAGAUCCAAGAUUUCCUUGUGUCAGGCUCUGUUGAUCUUGAUACUGAGCUGGUCCUUGUGAAUGCCAUUUACUUCAAAGGGAUAUGGAAGAUGGCGUUUAAAGAAGAACACACUCAGGAAGUGCCCUUCAAUGUGACAGAGCAAGAAAGCAGACCUGUGCAAAUGAUGUGUCAAAACAGCACCUUCAAAGUGGCAGCAGUGGCUGCAGAGAAAAUGAAGAUCCUGGAGCUUCCGUACGCCAGCGGGCAGCUGAGCAUGUUGGUGCUGUUGCCUGAUGACAUCUCUGGCCUGGAGCAGCUUGAGAAGAAAAUCAGCUUUGAAAAACUCAUGGAGUGGACCAGUCCGAACAUGAUGGAAAAGAAAAGAGUGAAAGUGUACCUCCCACGCAUGAAGAUUCAGGAAAAAUAUAACCUCACAUCUGUCUUAAUGGCCUUGGGUAUGACUGACCUCUUCAGCCCUUCGGCCAAUCUGUCUGGCAUCUCCUCAGCAGAGACCCUGAAGAUAUCUGAGGCCAUCCAUGAGGCAUACAUGGAAGUCACCGAAGAGGGCACCGAGGUGGCAGGCUCAGCAGAGGUGAUGGGAGACAUCAAACAGUCCUCUGAGUUUGAAGAGUUUAGGGCUGACCACCCUUUCCUUUUCUUGGUCAAACACAACCCAACCAACAGCAUCCUCUUCUUUGGUAAAUAUUGUUCCCCCUAAGGAGAAAAAGAGUUGGAAAUAACGCUUGCCUUCCCCUCGGGAACAGAACCCCUCUUACUGUAGUAUUGUAGUAUAAUCUCAGCUCUUCGAUAUUUUCUCCAAGAGGAAAGCCUUCAAUAUCUAGGGAGGUAUUCUUGAAGAAGCAUGUAACUUUUCAGAUCUUCAGGUGCAGGUACUUCUGCUCACACAACCUGUGUGCAAGAUUUAUAUUCAGGAUUGAACUUCAAGAGGUAGUUUAGGAAUAUUUCCCAUUGCCAUUGAAUACCUUGAGAGACAGGGCCAGUGUUUUGAUUUUUGUGAGAAAUUCUGCCACUGCUAUUGAGAAUCUGGUUUCUCUAUAGGAGUUCUGUGAAAUAAACACAGCUAUCAAAAUAAUCUGAAUAAUCCUUUCUGUUGAACU